Molecule: messenger RNA, 2646 nt
Organism: Cornus florida
Lineage: Eukaryota; Viridiplantae; Streptophyta; Magnoliopsida; Cornales; Cornaceae
Exons: 4
Coding region: 1-2646 (881 amino acids)
Molecular function (GO): zinc ion binding; nucleic acid binding
Source: RefSeq, a predicted model, not a curated record
AUGCUGGAUACCCCGAGGUAUAAAAAUAGUUUUUCUCCUGGUUUUGGAGCUGACAGGACCGAAAGGUUCUGCAUAUAUUCUUUCAGACCAGUUAAUGCUAGGCGCUGUUCAUCCCCCCAAACUUAUUUGCCAUGGCUUCGUAUUGUGUCAAAAAAUGGUUUGCAGCGAUCUAACAAUUUGGAAAUGAACCGGCUCAAUGCAGCGAUCCGUCCUGUGAUUGUGAUAAAGAUGUCAGGAGCUGGAAGAGGCAGAGGACGACCUGCUAGAGGUAGAGGUCAGGGAGGUGCUGGUCGUGGUGGUGUUGACCAUGACAAUGUUCAGUUGGAGGAUGCACCUCAUGUGCCAAAUCCUAUGAUUGGAUUUAUCAGAGAUAUCCGCAAAUUGGGGGCUGUUGAAUUUGCUAGAGCUACCGAUCCACUUGAUGCUGAGAAGUGGAUUGAAGAUAUGGAAAAGUAUUUUGAGAUGAUGGACUGCACUGAGGUGCAGAAAAGGAAGAUUGGUACAUUUCUUUUAUCUGGUGAGGCGCGCCAGUGGUGGCAGUCAGAGACCAGGAUGGUUGUGGACAUUACAACUAUGACCUGGGAUGAUUUUAAAACUCGGUUCAAUGACAAAUACUUUCCACAAUCAGUGAAGGAGAAGAAGGCAGCAGAGUUCACGCAGCUGGAACAGAAUAAUGAGAUGUCAGUUAGUGAGUACGAGAGGAAGUUUACAGAGCUAUCCCGAUUCGCUCCUCACAUUGUUGCGAAUGAGUUACACAAGGUUAGAAAGUUUGAGCGAGGAUUGGUCUCUUAUGUGAAGAAGUUUGUGGUGGGUCAUCGUUUUGACACAUAUGCUAGAGUGGUGGAAUGUGCUAUGGCAGUAGAGGAGAAUAAUAACAUUGCCUUUCAGAAACAGAAGGAGCGUAGGGCAGAACAGAAAGGUAAGGGGGCUAGCAGCACUCAACAGAAUCAGAGUAGCUCUCAACAGAAUCAGAGGGGUCAGCAGCAGCAGACUCAGAGAAACUGGCAGGGUCAGUCUUGGCAGAGAGGUAGACAAGAUUGGCGAGCAGGGAAAUGGCAGAGAGUUGGUGAAGGUGAGCAAUCCACAGCUUUAGUACCAGCCACACCUCAUGAUGCACAGCCAUAUCAGUUCAGCGGGCAUUGCUAUAAUUGUCGUGAACAAGGACAUUUGGCUCGUAAUUGUCCUAAGCCUCACAAGAAUAACCAGCAGAAAGGUCAGGCACCACAGCAACAAGGAGGUGCAAGGGUUUACGCAGUUGUUCCAGAUGGGAGACAGGAUCGUGCACCACCAGCAGUAGAAGGUACACUUACUAUUUAUGGCAGUAUAGCUAGAGUACUAUUUGAUUCAGGUUCUUCAUAUUCUUUUAUUGCACUAUCAUUUGUGAAUACACUGGGAUUAGAACCUGGACAUAUAAGUAAUGCCUUAUCUAUUAUAACUCCACUCGGGAGCGCAACGACACUUGAUAGAAUAUGUCGUGCUUGCCCUGUUACAAUUGGGGAGUUGGAGUAUCCUAUUGAUUUAAUAGUAUUACGUAUGAGAGAAUUUGAUGCUAUACUGGGUAUGGAUUGGUUGGCUAGAUAUCAUGCUCAGUUGGACUGCCAUGAGAGGAUUAUUGUAUUCUCAGUUCCGGGACAGUUUCCUUCUCGAUAUAAGUGUGGGGAGUUUGAGGGCACCAUGACUAUGGGAUUUCUGGCCCACAUCGAGGUGGUUGAGCAAUGCGUGACUAUAGAGCAGUUGUCUACAGUGUCAGAGUAUGCAGAUGUGUUUCGGGAUAUUCCGGGUUUGCCUCCUAGGAGGGCAGUGGAUUUCUGCAUCGACCUCACUCCUGGUAUUUCACCUAUCUCUAGGGCAACCUACAGAAUGGUGCCAGUUGAAUUGAGUGAGUUGAAGAAGCAGACUCAAGAGUUGCAAGAUCGGGGGUUUAUUCGACCUAGCACAUCACCGUGGGGAGCACCUGUUCUUUUUGUUAAGAAGAAGGAUGGGUCACUCCGCUUAUGUGUUGACUAUCGUGCGCUGAAUAAGGUCACUAUUAAGAACAAGUACCCAUUGCCACGCAUCGAUGAUUUGUUUGAUCAACUCAGAGGGGCGCAGUUGUUCUCUAAGGUUGACUUGAGGACUGGGUACCAUCAGCUGAGGAUUAGGGAUGAGGAUAUUCCUAAGACUGCCUUUAGGACUCGUUAUGGCCUCUAUGAGUUUUUAGUCAUGCCUUUUGGGUUGACUAACGCUCCGGCAGCUUUUAUGGAUUUGAUGAACCGAGUGUUUCGACCUUACUUGGAUCAGUUUGUUGUGGUAUUUGUUGAUGACAUUCUGAUAUAUUCCAAGACUAAGGAGGAACAUGAGAGACACUUGAGCAUUGAACUUCAGACUUUGCGUGAGCAUCAGCUCUAUGCUAAGUUUGAGAAGUGUGACUUUUGGCAAGAGCAGAUUCAGUUUUUGGGGCACGUGAUCUCUAAGGAUGGAGUUUUAGUAGAUUCUGCCAAGGUGGAGGCUGUGAUGAGUUGGAAACGGCCUACUACUGUCACUGAGAUUCGUAGCUUCUUAGGACUGGCAGGAUACUACAGGCGUUUCAUUGAAGGUUUCUCCAAGAUUGCUGCACCAUUGACCCGUUUGACUCGGAAGGAUGUGAAUUCUUACCAUUCCUGUUAG